Molecule: messenger RNA, 2595 nt
Organism: Coprinopsis cinerea okayama7#130
Lineage: Eukaryota; Fungi; Basidiomycota; Agaricomycetes; Agaricales; Psathyrellaceae
Product: karyopherin Kap95
Exons: 14
Coding region: 1-2595 (864 amino acids)
Biological process (GO): protein import into nucleus
Cellular component (GO): cytoplasm; nucleus
Molecular function (GO): small GTPase binding; nuclear import signal receptor activity
Source: RefSeq, a predicted model, not a curated record
AUGAACGCUACAGAACUCCUCGCCAACACUCUCUCCCCAGAUGCCAAUACGCGUCAAGAUGCCACCCAGAAGCUCGAGACAGCGUCCAGGGAGAAUUAUCCGGAAUACAUGUUGAUGCUUUCAUCGGUGCUCGUCAACGAAAGCGCACCCAUCCAUGUCCGCAACGCCGCUGGUCUCGCUCUCAAAAACACGCUAUCCGCUCGGGAAGCCGCGCGACAAACCGAGUACAGCACGAGGUGGUUGGCCCUCGCCAGCGACAUAAAAUCAAAGAUCAAGCAGGACGCUCUCCUCACCCUCGCUUCUCCAAAUGCAAAGGCCGGCAGCUUCGCUUCCCAGGUCGUCGCUGCCAUUGCUGCCACAGAGCUCCCAGAUAACCAGUGGCCAGACUUGAUUGAAGUCCUCCUCGGUUUCAUUAACAAUCAGGAAAACACAAACCUCAGAAUAGCAACCCUCCAGACUAUCGGUUUCAUUUGCGAGGCUAUCAAACCAGAAAUCCUCAGUCUCAGAGCGAACGAGAUCCUUACGGCCGUCAUCCAUGGCGCAAGAAAGGAGGAGCCCUCUGCAGAAGUCCAGCUGGCUGCCAUCCACGCACUCUUCAACUCGCUCGAAUUCAUCCGGGAGAACUUUGAACGAGAGGGCGAGCGAAAUUAUAUCAUGCAAGUGGUGUGCGAGGCGACGCAAAAUGCUUCAGUCCAGGUUCAGGUGGCUGCCUAUGAGUGUCUCGUGCGGAUCAUGAGUCUCUAUUACGACAAGAUGGCGCUCUACAUGGAACAGGCUCUGUUCGGACUUACCGUCGUGGGAAUGAAGCACCCUGAUGAACGUGUUGCACUUCAAGCUGUCGAGUUCUGGUCCACUGUUUGUGAGGAGGAAGUCGAGUUGGCCAUUGAGGCGCAAGAGGCUUCCGAGUUUGGCGAGCAACCCGAAGUCGAAUCGAAGCACUUUGCAAAGAUCGCUCUGCCUGAAAUCGUCCCAGUCUUAUUGCAACUUUUGACCAAACAGGAGGAAGAUGCCGAUGAGGACGAGUGGAAUGUCUCCAUGGCGGCAGGUACAUGUUUGUCCCUCCUUGCAGGCGCCGUCCAGGACAGCAUCGUCAGCGCCGUCAUUCCUUUCAUCGAGGCGCACAUCAAGUCUGAGGACUGGCAUUUCCGGGAAGCUGCCGUCAUGACCUUUGGCUCCAUCCUCGAGGGACCCGAUCCUGCCGUCCUCACUCCUCUCGUCAACCAGGCUUUGCCUUUGUUGAUCGAUAUGAUGAACGAUUCCAACGUGCAUGUCAAGGAUACCACUGCCUGGACUUUGGGCCGAAUUUGCGACUUGUUGAUCACCACCAUCAAGCCCGAUGUACACCUCCACCCUCUUAUCUCGGCGCUGGUCACUGGUUUGAACGACUCGCCGAGGAUUGUGGCCAACUGCUGCUGGGCUUUGAUGAAUUUGGCUGAGCAGAUUGGGCUGUAUUAUGAGGAUGAGAACGAGGCUGCGCAGACUGGUCCAUUGUCGCGAUACUAUGAGGGCAUUAUGACCAGCUUGCUUCGCGUUACUGAGAGUGGAAGCAACGAGGCCAACUUCAGGACUGCUGCCUAUGAAGCCAUCACUUCCUACGUCAAGGAGGCUACUCCCGAUGUCAUUCCCGUCGUCCAGACUACUGCCGUUACGAUCUUGGGUCGCAUGGAACAUCUCCUCAAUAUCCAGAACCAAAUCGUGGGUGUUGAUGAUCGCAACAACUGGAACGAGCUCCAAGGCAACUUCUGCAAUGUCAUCGCGCAUGUUGCUCGUAAACUCGGUGCUGGUAUCCAACCCUUGGGUGAUCGCAUCAUGACCUUGACUUUGCAACUCAUCGCUGCUGCCGGCAAGACUUCAACAGUACUCGAGGAUGCUUUCCUCGUCGUCGGUGCUCUCUGCGGAGCUCUCGAGGCCGGUUUCGCACCCUACAUCAACGCCUUCCUGCCCUACCUCUACCCCGCCCUCAAGGCACACGAAGACUCCCACCUGUGCACUGUCUCCGUUGGCCUCAUCGGCGACAUCUCCCGUGCCUUGGGCGAGCAGAGUGCCUCGUUUGCCGGGUCAUUCAUGACUGUCCUCCUCGAGAACUUGCAGAGCGAGGUGUUGAACCGAAACGUCAAGAUCACCGUUCUCUCGACGUUUGGAGAUAUUGCGCUUGCGAUUGGGCCUGCGUUUGAGCCUUAUUUGGAGACGACUAUGAAUGUGCUUAGGCAGGCUGGAGCUGUUGAGCCCAAUCCUCUGGAUUAUGAGCUUCUCGAUUAUGUUGGGCAACUCCGGGAGGGUAUUUUGGAGGCUUAUACUGGUAUUGUGACGGGUCUUAAGAAGACCGAGAAAGUGAACCUCCUCCUGCCCUACGCCCAAGGCAUCUUCGACCUGAUCCACCGCUGCCUGAUUGACGAAGAGCGAACGGAUGCUCUUGUCCGGUUGGCGUAUGGUUUGAUUGGUGAUUUGGCUGAUUGCUUCCCUGCUGGCCAGAUUAAGCCUUUGUUGCUUCAGCAGUGGGUUGUUGCUGAGUUGAGGAGUAAGCUUAGGAUGCCCAGCGAGACCAAGAAGACUAUGAGGUGGGCAAGGGAGAUGGUCAAGAUUGCUACGCAGUAA